This is a messenger RNA of Myiozetetes cayanensis, 2490 nucleotides long. RefSeq lists its product as uncharacterized. The coding region runs from base 365 to 1396 and encodes 343 amino acids. The transcript is spliced from 6 exons. The record is from RefSeq and is a predicted model, not a curated record. Lineage: Eukaryota; Metazoa; Chordata; Aves; Passeriformes; Tyrannidae.
CCCAGCCCUGGGAAGGCAGCCUGCCAGCCUGCUUAGCAUGCGCCUGUCAUUGCUGGGAGCAACUGCUGCUGCUAAGGAGCCGAGCUUGGAGGCCACGAGCAUCUCGGUCCAGUGUCCCCCCCCAUCCUGGCUCGUCAUAUGAUUUCUCCUAAGGGAUAACUGCUGAGCGGGACCGUGUCUCCAAGCUGAUCCUUUGGUGAUAAGCCGGCUGCCAAGCCUCCAGUGCUGAGACAAAAGAGUUCUUCCCUUCCCAGCAGGUUUUUCUGCUGUGAAUGACAGAGAAAGGGGGAAAAGUGAGCUACCUGGCACUGUUCGUGGGCAAGAGGCUUUGGGGGCUCCUUCUCUCCCGCUGUGCUGGCAGACCAUGGAGCUUUUCAGGCUGAGCCUGGGCUGUAUUUGUCUUCUUCCUUGGCUUGAGGUAGCAGCAGGACAAGGCUUCCUCAUACAGAACACCCACCUGGAAAAGUGCAUUCGUGUCUCCCUCCACGACACCAGCAGCAUCAGCCUGGCCAGCUGCAAGGCACACUCCCAGCAGCAGCAGUGGAGCUGGGACCCCGACACCAGGACCAUUGUCAGCCUCCAAACGAAGCGGUGCCUGUCGGCCCACAAGGCGCGGGACAAGGCUCUGGUCAAGCUGGAGCCCUGCGGAGACUGGGAACGCCAGGCGUGGUCCUGCAGCAAGAAGGGACACUUGACUCUGCAGAGUCUGGGCUUCCACCUUAGCACCCAGGAAGGAGGCCACAAGGUCUUUGUCUCGAGGAAGAAGGACAAACUCAGCAGGUGGAAGACUUUAGCAGAUGAAACCAUCUGUGCUGCUGCCCAGACAGCAGCUCGGAGGCCCAGCAAGCCAACACAACAAGCUGUAGACACACGUGUGUGGAUCUAUGAAACUAAAACCAUCGAUUCAUCAAAGAUCGAUGCCGUGGACAGAGAGCCUCCUGUGAUCUUGACUGACCCACCUCUGGCUAACAAAUGGAACAGCACAGUGUCUCCAGUGAGGACCAAACAGGCACAGCUCCCAGCAAAUGAGGAUGUAUCCCAGAAUCACUCUAAGAAGCAUGGAAAUCGAGGGAAAAACUCCGGGGCCAGGCUUGCAGGCACCAACUGGAAGACAGCAAUGCUGGUCCUCAGCCCCUUGGCAUUCAUACUGGGAUUAAUAAUACUGACACUCAAUGUUCACUACAACAAGAAGAAGAAAAUCCUCUCUGCCCUGAAGAGCUCUCCAGCCAACAGCAGCAGAGCUGACCUACGGGAGCCGACUCCCUUACGAAGAGGUCCCCAGCCAUACCUUCCACCAUCCCGCUCCCCUUCCCUGAGGCACGGAGAGAUCCUCAUCGAGUGGAAAGACGGGACUGUCACUCCUCUUUUUGACAAUGUCAGUUAUCAAAUGGACUAGCUUCAAAGUAACAGAGCUGCUGUUCCACCCCGUGUCAUUCUUCCCACCAGGAAGAAUGCCACCACAGCCUCCCUGCCCUUGCUGUUUUGACAGUAAGCACUGUUUGGGGUUUUUUAUUUUUCAACACUUGAGUACAAUCUCCUUGCACAGCACAGGGUUGAAGCAAGCAGUGUAGAUUGUUUGGUUUGUAGAGGCACAUGCUGCUUAGCAAUGCCAGAGCUGCUUUAACCCAUAACAAAGCCCAGGUUUACCUAAAUGAAGCUGAGACUUUCACCAGCUGCAACUGCUCGUGGAACCAAAAUUCUAUAAUUACUGAGCACAUGAGAAAGUAAAUCUUUGAAGACAAGGUAUAAGGGAAAAAAAUGAAAUCCUGAUCAUCCUUAAGUUCUUCUUAAGAUAAAACUAGCUGCCAACAGGCACAGGAGCCUGUCAGUUAUGUUGUCAGGGUGAGAAUAUAACUAAUAAGCACUACUUUCAGAACUCAAAAAAUUACAGUCUCCUCCACAUAUCUGCCAAAAUACUCACCCCCACUAAGUUGUCAAUUAAGUAACAGCAAACUAUUUUUCUAACUUAAAAGGCAGCACUCCAUUGUCCUCUCUGCAUGUCUGCAAGAGCCCUGCUGAGAAAGCAUGUGUCUCUCCAAAUACUUCCAUAUUUAGGAUGUACUAAACCUUAUUAAAAACACACAUCCUCUUUUGUUAAAUAGACUGGCAAGUAACGUCAGUCAUGCUUGUUGGGGAUAUUGCAUAUAGAGCCACAUUAUACCAGCUUCACUCUCUGAUCUCCUAUAAUCACAUGGAAUAGUCAAUGAACAGAUGUAUUGCUCCCGUCAGAGCAGCAAUAUAGUUUGGGGUUUUUUCUAGACGGGAGUAAGACACUGUUUUCAGCCUUUACACUUCUUGUUUGAGCGUAAUUACCUGUGACUGUCACACUCAGUCCUGGUCUCUCCUCGGUGAAACUUGCAGUGCCUUAGUGCUUUCCUAAUAUUCACGAAUUUAUGCUUUUCUUCUCUCUGAUUUUGAGACGAUGUAAUCAUGGUUAUAAGUCAAGAGUUACUUGCACAAAGAAAUACUAACACCAGGAAAUUACAAGUA